Morchella importuna is the source of this 1533-nucleotide messenger RNA. RefSeq lists its product as uncharacterized. The coding region runs from base 1 to 1533 and encodes 510 amino acids. NCBI's taxonomy places the organism in Eukaryota, Fungi, Ascomycota, Pezizomycetes, Pezizales, Morchellaceae. The record is from RefSeq and is a predicted model, not a curated record. The transcript has 3 exons.
AUGGCCUCCACUCCAAAUAUCACUAAUACCCCUCCAACGACUCCUCCAUUUCAAGGGUUCUCGGCUCCCCCGUUAAGAAGAAUCGCGUCUACCUCCUCCACCACAUCUUCUUCUUCAUCGGCUAGAUCUUCGCUAGGCGGUCGCAGCGACACCACGACCAGGAAGAGGGGUUUUAUGCGGCCACAAGGGACAGAGUUCUCGACAUCCGCCAGGUCACGGGAAAGCGUCAUGGCUCUUGGGAGUAUAACUCACUUGCAAUACUUUUUUGCUAAAACAGGCCUUUUGGAUGGGAAGGGAGCUGGUCUUCAGACAAAGCAAAGCUCCCGGAAAUCGUCAAACCAACUGACAUUAGACACAAGCUCGGCAUCGCUUCUCCAGGACUCAACGUACUCCUCACUUCGGUCAUCUCCCGAUAUUCUUGGACCCUGUGAGCAGGAAUUUUUCUCAGAGUCGCCUACAGAAUCAGAAAUGCUUGAUGAUUUCGAUUAUGAUGAAUCCUCAAUGCUCCCACCCACAACCUCGACAUAUAACCCUCAGACAAAGUCAAUACCACCAACGCCGGAUCCAUCUGUUCUACGGGAACGGUUGAGGAGUGCUUUAUCUGCUACCAGGGUGGCCUGGGUUCAAAGUCCUGUAGUGCCUCAGAAGACUGGAGGUCAGGAAAGCGGCGAUAACAGCAGCGAGAUUGAGCUGCCUCCUGGGUUUAACGAGCUUCAAGGAACCCAACUCGUAGAACUAGCAACCUCUGCGAUCAGAGCGGCUAAGGCUUAUUAUAUCACAACAGAUUCUUCCCUUCUUCUUUCAACGAAGGAUGAUAAAACCCUACGGGAAAAGUUCCUGGCUAUUCUGGAUAUAUUGAAAAGCAUGGCUCAGCGGAAAUUUGAAGGCGGGGUGAAGGCGGAAGAGAAGGACUCUGUAGUUAGCUGGAUUGGGAGCGUGGAGGAAUCCUUGUCUGCGGAAGAGAAGGCCAUCUUUGAUAUGCGCAAAAAGGGAAGAGAAUGGCUAGAGGGCGAAUGGGAAGGACGAGAAAUGGAUCGGAACCGCCUUUUUUUGUCUUACUUUGACUCUUCCACGGAACACCUACCUCCCGCCACACCAAGCACAGAGACGCCAACUCUUCCAACUCCGUUUCUCUUGGCUCUACAAUCAGGCUUACGGCUGAUAUUGAUACACAAUGCCGUAGUUCGCCGCUCGAAACGACCUUUUGGGCAGAUAGGAACUUAUCAUACCGAGUUCACAAAGCCUUAUAGAUUAGCAGAAAACCUGAAAUUUUGGAAGAAAGCGGCUGAAAUUAGAUGGGAGAUUAGGAUGCAGUUUGAUGUGAUGGCGGUGGUUAAUGGUACCGAAGACGGAUGGAGGGCCUUUGACAAGGAUAUUAGGCUUUGGUGCGAGAAGGUUCUUGAAGAGAUCAGGAGGGAUUGGGAAAUGGGCGCAGGAGCGGCGGUUGUCGGACAUGAAAUAGUUGUACGACAAGGGAGGAGUGGGACAAUGGAAAGCUUAAAUGUUGAAGUUGGCGCUGGAUACCACAAUUGA